Messenger RNA from Verticillium dahliae VdLs.17, 1335 nucleotides. RefSeq names its product aspergillopepsin F. Gene Ontology annotation, biological process: proteolysis. Lineage: Eukaryota; Fungi; Ascomycota; Sordariomycetes; Glomerellales; Plectosphaerellaceae. Gene Ontology annotation, molecular function: aspartic-type endopeptidase activity. The coding region runs from base 1 to 1335 and encodes 444 amino acids. The transcript is spliced from 2 exons. The record is from RefSeq and is a predicted model, not a curated record.
AUGCGUUCACCGGUCCAUUCACUGCUCUUCUGCUUGGGUCUGUUUGUCCUGCUCGCCGAGGCGUCCCCUGUUCGGCCCGACACUCGGAAUACGGUCCAGAAACGCUCCUUCCUCGUCCCGCGUGUCAAGAACGAGAACUUCCAAGGGCACAAUGGGCCCCGUCAGCUUCUGAGAGCCUACCGCAAGUACAGCAUGCCUGUGCCGCAGGGCCUCGAGGAGACUGUUGCUCGACAGACGGCACAAGCCAAGCUCAAGGCUCGCCGGGGCAACGGCACGGGGGGGGUCAAGGCUACUCCUAUCCGCAACGAUGUUGAAUAUGUCUCGCCCAUCAAGAUUGGCGGCCAGACGGUUACUGUCGACUUUGAUACCGGGUCUUCUGACCUCUGGGUCUUCACCUCCCAACUCGGCAGACAGGCACAGGCUGGUCACGAAAUUUACAACCCUGCCCGGAGUAAAACAUUUUCCAUGCUUCGCGGAAACAACUUUGAUAUUUCAUAUGGCGACGGAUCUGGAGCCGCGGGCAACGUCGGCACGGACGUUGUCGAUAUUGGGGGCGCCACGGUCACGCGGCAGGCUAUUGAGAUGGCGACAGCCCUGUCCGCCUCCUUUGUCGAGGAUACCGCGAACAAUGGCCUCAUGGGCCUCGCUUUUUCCAAACUUAACACAGUCAAGCCUCAGAAGCAAAAGACCUUCUUCGACAACGUUAUGCCGAGCCUCGCCGAGCCCGUUUUUACCGCUGACCUGAAGAAGGCCGCCGUCGGUGCGUACGAGUUUGGCCGUGUCGACCCCGCCAAAUUUGUUGGUCAGAUGACGUACGUUCCGGUCAACACUUCAAACGGCUUCUGGCAGUUUCCGAGCGAAAGCUUCUCGGUCGAUGGUGGCGCCCCUCAGCCCGGCCAGGCCGGUGGCCAGGCCAUCGCUGACACGGGCACAACCAUCAUCCUCGCCAAUCCCGUCACCGUCGAGGGCUACUACGCAGCAGUUCCCGGCGCCGUCAACGACCAGCAGCAGGGUGGUUUCACGUUCCCUUGUGCGACGCAGCUGCCUGACCUGGCACUGGACAUUGGCGGACUGUACAUGGCGCGCGUCAAGGGGAGCGACAUCAACUUCGCCCAAGUCAGCGACACGAUGUGUUUCGGUGCUCUUCAGGCGACCACUUCGGACGUUCAGAUUUACGGCGACGUCAUGUUCAAGACGCAGUUUGUGGCCUUCAAUGGCGGCAACAACUCUCUCGGUUUCGCCGAGCACGCAGACGGUCAAGGCCGGCCCACGCAGCUGGGUAAGCAGCAGCAGCAAAAACAGGGGACGGGCGAAACGCAGCCCCUACGAGGGUGA